Molecule: messenger RNA, 3589 nt
Organism: Ctenocephalides felis (cat flea)
Lineage: Eukaryota; Metazoa; Arthropoda; Insecta; Siphonaptera; Pulicidae
Gene: Strump
Product: WASH complex subunit 5
Exons: 12
Coding region: 76-3564 (1162 amino acids)
Biological process (GO): endosome organization; endosome fission; actin filament polymerization
Cellular component (GO): WASH complex; endosome
Source: RefSeq, a predicted model, not a curated record
AAACAUCUAGUUGUCGUCACUAUAAAUAAUUAUAAUCAUUAGGACCGAAGUUUUUUGACUAAUACAUUCCUCAUAAUGCCCGAAUUUUUAGCAGAGAAUAACCCUUGUGGUCAGCAAAUAUUAAAUCUAGUUUCAUGUGGAAAUGCAAUUAUUGCUGAACUUCUACGAUUAAAAGACUACGUACCAUCAGUUUUUAGACUCGAUUGUAAAGCUGACCAAGUCAAAUAUGCAGAUAUUAUUUUUGAUUUUACAUAUUUCAAAUGUCCUGAGGCACAUGAAGCAAAAAUUGAAAAAAAUACUGAUUUACAAGACAUUGAUGAAGAAUUUAGAGAAAAUAACAUGAAAGUUAUUACCAGAUUUUAUUUUGCAUUCGAAAGUAUCUAUCAAUAUAUAUGUAAUUUAAAUGGAUUUCUGGCAGAACUCAAUGAUGGAGUUUUUAUCCAUCAUACUUUAGAUAGCAUAAUUCAAGAUGCUGAAGGGAAACAAUUACUGUGUGAAGCAUUGUAUAUUUAUGGUGUAAUGCUUCUGGUUGUUGAUAUGCACAUUCCUGGUAUAAUUCGUGAACGUUUAUUGGUCAGUUACCACAGAUACAGCCCUCAAAGGGCACAUGGUGAUGGUCACAUUGAUGAAGUCUGUAAACUUUUAAGAAGCACCGGUCUUAUGGAAUGUAAUGCAAAGAGACCAAACGGAUAUCCUGAAGAAUAUUUUAAGCGUAUUCCAAUAGAUGAGAACUAUGUUGAAGUUAUUUUAGGUCAAUUACGUUUGGAUGAUAUUUACAAUCAAGUCUCUGCAUAUUCACACCCUGGUCAAAGAAGUGCAGCAUUAGCAAAUCAAGCUGCUAUGCUGUAUGUUUGUCUAUUUUUUGCACCUAAUACGCUCCAGUCCCAAACCGCAGUUAUGAGAGAAAUUGUAGACAAGUUUUUUCCAGAUAAUUGGAUCAUUUCUAUAUAUAUGGGUAUCACUAUUAAUUUAAUUGAUAGCUGGGAGCCAUACAGGGCUGCAAAACUUGCUUUGAAUAAUACCUUGGAAAUCUGCAACAUUAAGGAUAUAUCUAUAAAAGCAGGAAAAAAUGUAAAAAAUCUGAUAGUACAAACUAGGAAUAGCUUGAAAGAGGGUGCUCUAACAGAGCAAAUUUUACUUGUUCAUCCUGAACGUAUUUUAAACAUGAUUAGAAAGUGUAAUGUGGCUCUGCGUUGGGUAAUGAUGCACACAAUGCCUUGCACUAUAUCUUGUGACUUGAAUAAAAAAUGCAGACAAAUCAAAGACCAAGUUGUCACUGAUUCUGAUUUGAAUACAUUAGAAAUUUUUGAAUUACUUUUAAACACUGCUCAGUUAGAGUAUAAAGUAAAAGAAAUGUAUAAGAAAAUAAUGACUGAAAAGAUAACUAAGUGGACUAAACAUAAAGAAGACGCUAUAAGUCGUUUAAAUGAGCUAUCUGAGGUAUUCUCUGGAGACACACCUCUUAUGCGAAUAGAAAAAAAUGAUAGCUUAAAAUUUUGGUUCAAAGAAAUAUCAUCUCAAAUUGAUACAUUGAAAAUAGAUGAUAUACAUACCUCAGUUCAUAAGCUAGGACAAUUGAUACAUGCUUUGGACGAGGUUCAGGGUUUCCAUUUACUUGACUCCAGUGCUCAGGUAAAGCAAUAUUUAGUGGAAACUGAAAGUUCUCUAAGACAAAUGAUUAGUAUAAUAAAUAUUAAAGAAGACUUAUUAAUCACUUUGCAAAUAGUUGGUGAUCUAAGUUAUGCUUGGAAUGGAAUUGAGCAUUUUACAAAUAUAAUGCAAGAUGGAAUUAAAAAAGAUCCUUCAUUAGUUAUUAAAUUGAGAGCAACAUUUUUAAAAUUAGCAAGUGCAUUAGAAAUACCUCUUUUGCGUAUAAAUCAAGCACAUAGUGGUGAUUUAGUUUCGGUUUCACAGUAUUAUAGUAAUGAACUGGUUAACUAUGUAAGAAAAGUUUUGCAAAUCAUUCCACGAACUAUGUUCCAGUUAAUGGCAAAAAUAAUCCAUAUUAAUACUUCUAUUCUUCUCGAGUUACCCACCAGACUAGACAAAUCAAGAUUGAAAGAUUAUGCAAAGUUUGAUGAAAGGAUGGAAAUUGCGAAAUUGACACAUUCAGUCUCAAUCCUGACACAAGGAAUACUAACUAUGCAAACAACUUUAGUUGGUGUUAUAUCAAUUGAUCCAAAACAAUUGUUAGAGGAUGGUAUACGCAAAGAAUUGGUUUUGAAUAUAUCAGAUGCACUGCAUAAAGGUUUAAUAUUUAGUGCUAAACCUAAACAGGACGAGUUAUCAGCAAAACUAGAUACUUUAGUGGAUAUAAUAUCAGGAUGCAGACGAUCUUUUGAAUAUAUUCAAGAUUAUGUAAACAUAAAUGGAUUAAAAAUUUGGCAAGAAGAGGUGGCACGAAUUAUAGGUUACAAUGUUGAGCAAGAAUGCAAUAGUUUUCUAAGGAAUAAGGUACAGGACUGGCAAUCAGUCUACCAAAGUCAAACAAUACCGAUUCCUAAAUUUCCGUCAGUUGAUGCUAACUCUAUAAAUUUUAUUGGAAGACUGGCAAGAGAAAUAUGCCGAAUUACAGAUCCAAAGACUACUGUGUAUGUGGAUCUAAGUAUAGCUUGGUUUGACUUUAAGACCCACAAAGAAUUAUUAAAUAUUAAACUUUUUUCUAAAAUCACUCAAUCCAUUGGACCAGCUGGUCUAACAGGUCUUGACCAUUUGUACUCAUUUAUGAUAGUGACAGAAUUACAAACGUUUUUUAAUUCAAUACGAAAGAAAAUACUUCAGAAUCAAAGUUGGACAGAUAUGUUAAAUAGCUUUGAAAAUGAUGUAAAGCCAUAUAAUAAGAAUGUACCCAAUCCAGCAAAACUUUAUGCAAGCUAUACAAACCGAGCAACAAAAGUUUGGCCACAAAUUCUUGACUGGGUACUAAAAGUGGGACAAAUGCAGUUACUGCGCAAGCACAUAGCUUAUGAAUUGAAUAUCAGUUGCAAAUUCAAUUCAAAAAAUUUGGAAUCAUCACUUAGAACAAUGAAUCAAGCUGUCAUGUGUGAAAUCAAAGAGCAUAUGAAAGAUCCCAAAAAGCCUAUGCCACCAGGAGAACUUUUACAUGAGCUAGGUAGAUAUUUGCAAUGGGCAGGACUCACAGAACCAUUUGCACAGAUAUAUAUUACAACAAAAAAUUCAUCCAGUUUUGCGGACCUCUUAUUUUUAUUUUUAAUAGUGCACAUACCAAAGUUCACUUAUCAUAAAAAUAUUGGUGGUUUAAUGGUUCGAAAAAUAGCAGACCACAUAGAUGCAUUGCCAUUAAUUUGCGGUGUGCAAACAAUAUUACGCCAAUGCCAUGCAGAAAUCAAGAAUAAAUUUUUGGCACUCAUGGGUCAAUAUGUACUUUCAUUUAUAACACAUGGAUUAAGUGCAAGGAGUUCUGAAUUUCCGCAAGAAGCAAUAACAACUUUGCAUUUUUUGAAAAUAUUUAUCAAGCAUGCAAGUAUUCCAAAGAAGGAAUUAUAUGAAUAUAUACCAGAAGCUAUAUUUAGUCAAUAUGAAUAUUUGGGAACAAAAGUUUAAGUAUUCUACACUAAGUUUAUGAAGA